This is a messenger RNA of Macrobrachium nipponense, 1350 nucleotides long. Its product is annotated as protein no-on-transient A-like. NCBI's taxonomy places the organism in Eukaryota, Metazoa, Arthropoda, Malacostraca, Decapoda, Palaemonidae. The coding region runs from base 1 to 582 and encodes 193 amino acids. The record is from RefSeq and is a predicted model, not a curated record. The transcript has 5 exons.
AUGUCUUCGUAUUACCACAGGUUCUCCUCUGGGGACCUUUCUUCCGAGUUGGACGAUGAAGAAACGGCGCUUAGGAGGCAAGAAGUUAUUACCCAACAGCCCAACGAGACCCAGGACGAGGGUGAGAGGCAGCAAGCAACGACCAACAUAGCAAAAUCGCCUCAAAACACGCCUCAGCCACAGGGUCAGCCUCAGGCUGCUCAGGCUCAGGCUCAGGCUCAGGCUCAGCCGACGGCUGCACAGAGCCGACCUCAGGGCCAGGCGCCUGCGCCAAUCAAGGCUCAGCCCAAGGCUCAGUCUCAACAGGCGAGGCCUAACCAGGUGAGCAGCAACAGCAGCAGCGUCGUUGGCGGAGGGGGAGGUGGUGGGGGCGGAGGGACCCAGUAUGCUUCCAGCGAGACCUCGGCCCCUGCUGCUCCUGCCCAGGGUAGUGGAGGGGGAGGCUUCAGCCUCAACUUCCCCAGGCCUGGUUCAAGGACGACCUCGGCGCCAUCCUCGCCCUCCAAGACUCGAGAAAGCUUCCUACAGGUAAGGAGUGAGAGUGGGGAAGGAGGGGAGGGACGAAGUGAUAACGAAAGAUGAAUAGCUGGUGUGGAAAGAAUGAUGAGCGAUUAUUCAAUAAGGAGAAUGACGAGAUUAAGAGUCAUUCAGAGAAGAUUAAGUGGUAUGAUUAAUCUCAGUGGUGACUGAAGGAAAAAUGUAGAAUGAUGACCCGGUCUGAAAAGAAUGAUGAGAUGUGAAUAAUGAAGUAUAUAAUAUAAUAAUUCCGAGAGGAAUAAGUGAUGUGAUUAAUCGUAAUGAUUAAUGAAAAGAUAAAUUUUGACAAAAUUUGAUCGAUGUUCUAAGUUACUGGUUUGAUUAUUACCACGAAAUCUGGCUUAGGAUCGAGUUAACGGACUAAACCUAUUGUCAAUUUCCUUAACGUUCAAAUCGAAAAAAUGAUGAAUCAUUUGCUUCUGAUAUCACUAACCGGUAGAAUGUAGUUUUAUAAACCAUUCAGAAUGACUGGAGAAUUAAAAUGAUUGAGAGUUAGAGAGAAUAAUUGAAAUGAGACAAAAUAAUCAACGGUGUAUUUCAAGUAUUUGAACUUACUCUUCGUAAGUUCAAAUACGUAAGAAACUUCCUUCGGUGUAUUGGAAACAAUUAAUUUGAUAAUGAAAUAGGGUAAAAGAAUGAGUGAAGUAAACAUGGAAGUAGGGGAUGAGCAGAACAAAGGUUAAUCAUGAGAACUACGUACAUCCUGUAAUUUUACUAACUUAGAUAUUUGUUCAUAAUAAAUAAAUGAUAAAUGAGAAACACAUACGAUCAAUUAAAAAUAGAACAUAGACAGCGGGUAGAACAAUGAUGAUG